Molecule: messenger RNA, 174 nt
Organism: Dentiscutata erythropus
Lineage: Eukaryota; Fungi; Glomeromycota; Glomeromycetes; Diversisporales; Gigasporaceae
Source: the annotation of a GenBank genome assembly
AUGCGACAAACCUCUAUUGGCCGGUUAGGAACAAACAGAAGAAAAACAAACAGGCCAAGCACAACAAAUGUGUCAAAACAACUUGUAAAAAAUAGUGGCUUAGAUACGGUUUACAAAUGGAAGGCAAAAGAAUGGAUCGAAAAUGAGCAUGUACCGGUGGGUCAAACGGAAUGA